UGUGAGCUUACUUAGUCUUUGAAAACACUUUUAUAUUAUAAAUACUACCACCAAGAAGAGCAGACCAAGAACAUCUAAAGAAGAGCACAGCACUAUAAAUAGCGGUUGGGUUGUGAAUAGGUCGGAGGUCACCAUCGGCGAAGAAAAUGAACACGUCUAGGUUCAUCAAGUGUGUCACCGUCGGCGACGGAGCUGUUGGUAAAACUUGUAUGCUAAUCUCCUACACCAGUAACACCUUUCCCACUGACUAUGUGCCGACUGUUUUUGACAAUUUUAGUGCAAAUGUGGUUGUGGAUGGGAGCACUGUAAAUCUGGGGUUGUGGGAUACUGCAGGCCAGGAGGAUUACAACAGAUUAAGACCUUUGAGCUAUCGUGGAGCUGAUAUCUUUGUACUUGCAUUUUCUCUUGUUAGCAAAGCCAGCUACGAAAAUGUUUCCAAAAAGUGGAUUCCAGAAUUGAAGCAUUAUGCACCGGGGGUUCCAAUAAUUCUCGUUGGAACGAAGCUUGAUCUUCGGGAAGAUAAACAGUUCUUCAUAGACCACCCUGGUGCAGUUCCCAUUACCACAUCUCAGGGAGAGGAACUCAGAAAGCUGAUUGGAGCUCCUGCUUAUAUUGAAUGUAGUUCAAAAACACAGCAGAAUGUGAAGGCUGUUUUUGAUGUGGCCAUCAAGGUGGUUCUCCAGCCACCAAAGCAGAAGAAAAAGAAGAGAAAGGGACGAAAGGGAUGUAGUAUAAUGUGAUGGAGAAAGUAAAUGAUUAAACCUGUUAGUCACUCGAUCUAUCUCAUUAUCUUUCCACUUUGAGGGAGCAGUUGGAUGUGGUCCGUAGUCUUGACUGACUCUACGGGGGCUCUGUUCGUCCAUCAAAGUUGUUGGGCUAUCGAUUUCUCAAUUGUGGUCUAAUCUAUAUAUCAAUAACAUAAAUUGUGUUUGAUAACGUGCAGAACUCUUAUACCUUCGGGUCUACAUCUACAUAAUGUAGUAAUCAUAACCAUUUGCACUUGUGGACGUGCUUAUACUCAUACUUUGUAAUCUGGUUUAGAAUACUCAUACUUUGUGAGAGGCAUACCAAAAGUUGUGAUCCUGUUGAAUUAUUCCAAUUAUUCGCCUGUACUGAGCAAGUUUUUAUCUGGAAACUCAGGCAUGCUGCUCAUAUGUACUAUUUUGCUUGCAUUUGGCACAAUGAUUUAUUAGGCAACUAUUUCCCGUGCUUUGAAAUUUCUUACGCAUUUGCCGAAGAGAAAUCUACUAUAUUAUCAGUUCUGGCA
Cornus florida is the source of this 1267-nucleotide messenger RNA. Its product is annotated as rac-like GTP-binding protein 5. Bases 147 to 740 code for a protein of 197 amino acids. Gene Ontology annotation, molecular function: GTP binding; protein kinase binding; GTPase activity. Gene Ontology annotation, cellular component: plasma membrane; cytoskeleton; nucleus. The transcript has 7 exons. The record is from RefSeq and is a predicted model, not a curated record. Lineage: Eukaryota; Viridiplantae; Streptophyta; Magnoliopsida; Cornales; Cornaceae. Gene Ontology annotation, biological process: small GTPase-mediated signal transduction; establishment or maintenance of cell polarity; cortical cytoskeleton organization.